This is a messenger RNA of Auxenochlorella protothecoides, 1464 nucleotides long. RefSeq names its product Dual specificity protein phosphatase CDC14A. The record is from RefSeq and is a predicted model, not a curated record. The transcript has 3 exons. The coding region runs from base 1 to 1464 and encodes 487 amino acids. Gene Ontology annotation, molecular function: protein tyrosine/serine/threonine phosphatase activity. NCBI's taxonomy places the organism in Eukaryota, Viridiplantae, Chlorophyta, Trebouxiophyceae, Chlorellales, Chlorellaceae. Gene Ontology annotation, biological process: protein dephosphorylation; regulation of exit from mitosis; microtubule cytoskeleton organization.
AUGGCGCCCCUCUCCCUGCCCUCCGGCCUCCCCGGCUGCAUCGAGGUUGACCCCGGCGCGAUGUACCUGUGCUGCCUCACCCCCGACGCCGCCCUCCCAGACUCGGAGGUCCUGGCCGCGGCGGCCCUGUGCCACGUGCUCGACCCCGACCUGGUGUACGAGCCUUUCUGCGCCGACUUCGGCCCCUGCAACCUGGCGCACACCUGGCGCAUCUGCCAGAGCCUGCGCCGGCUGACCGCCGCCGCGGCCGCCGCAGGCCUGCCCCUGCUCCUGCUGGUGGGCGCGCACCCGCACCGUCACGCCAACGCGGCCGCGGCGCUGGGCGCCUACCGCGUCCUGCUGCGCGGCAUGUCGGCCGGCGCGGCGUGCGCGCCGCUGCGCGCGCUGUGCAACCUGCCCCCUUUUCGCGACGCCUCCUCCGGCACCCCCCUCUUCGGCCUGGGCGUGGAGGCGGUGGUGGCGGGGCUGGCCCGCGCCCGCGAUGCGGGCUUCCUGGCCUGGCAUGCCGGCGGCGGGUUCGACCUGGAGGAGUACGAGCACUACGAGCAGGUGGAGAACGGCGACCUCAACUGGAUCGUCCCCGGCAAGCUGCUGGCCUUCAGCGGCCCCAGCGCCACGCCGCGUCACUACGGCGGCUGGCGCACAUUCACCCCGGAGGACUACGUGCCCUACUUCCGGGCCACGGGGGUGCAGGCGGUGGUGCGCCUGAACCGGCGCAUGUACGACGCGGCGCGGUUCACGGCCCACGGCCUGGCGCACCACGAGCUCUACUUCCCCGACGGCACCUGCCCCGCGCGCGACACGCUGCACGCCUUCCUGGCCCUGGCCGAGUCGGCGCGCGGCGCGCUGGCCGUGCACUGCAAGGCCGGGCUGGGGCGCACCGGCGUGCUCAUCUGCGCCUACAUGAUCAAGCACCACGGCUUCGGCGCGGAGGAGGCCAUGGGCUACAUCCGCGUCGCGCGCCCGGGCUCCGUCAUCGGCCCGCAGCAGCUCUACCUGCGUGCCGUGGCGCCGGAGCUGGCCGCGCAGGGCGCCGCGCUGCGCGCGCUGGCAGCGCAGAGGGCGCUGCCUCCGCUGGACCGGGGCGAGCGGGGCUCGCCCGCCGCCGACCAGGAGAACGGCGGCGACUGGACGCUGGCCUCGGGGCGGGCGGGCGCGGUCGAGAUCGGCGCCGCCUCGGCCGCUGCGACCUCUGCGAGCGCCAAGGAUCCCCAGCGCCCCGCCCUGCACCUGCACCCGCGCAAGAUCCCCCUCGCCAUGGACUUUGACAAGGCCCUGCCCUCGGACCUGGAGGACCUCGCGGCUGACGACGGCAGCGGCUGGCGGCUGUCCACCCUGCCCUCGACCUCCUCCUACGCCGGCAGCAGCCGCAUGGGGGGGGGGCUGCUGAACGCGGCAGAGAGGGGGGCCGCCGCCUUCGCAGGCGUGUUCCGCACCGCGCGGCGCCAGUCGACGACCGGUUAG